AUGAACAAGAUUCUUCCGACUAGCAUAAUCAUUGGAGUAGAUGUUCAGAUGGAUUGUUUUCGAGUAGCUAUUCCAAAUACAGCAGAUUUAAUUAUGUUACUCGAUUCAAACGAAAUGCCGAAAGCUUUUUCUACAACAUUCGAAGUCAUACCAAAAAAUGGAACCGUACCUGAUGUUAUAGACGAAAAGAAUUUCGAAAAAUUCAAUUAUCGCUUUCUAACAAAUCACGAUGAAAUAUACAAUCCAGAAUAUACAAUAGUGCAUCCUGCUAACUUUAUUGGAAAGUUGUCAACACAUGACUUCCACCAAUUGAAUUUUAAGCGAAAAUAUUACCAUCAACACGUUUCAUCAAAUAAUUCUUUUUAUAAAACUGUUGGAUUUGAUCCAACAGUAGUCACAACGACAAUACUACACAGAAUUAAACAGAAAAUUGCCGAUGGCGGCAUGGAGGUAAUGCAAGCUGUUUUUUCUGUCCCAAAAUUUUGGGUUCAAUCUCAAAGAGAAGCAAUAUAUUAUCCCGCAAAGCAAUUAAAACUCAAUCCACGACUAAUUGAUUCCACUACAGCCAUGGGUUCCUUUAUAACUCAUAAAUACGAGAAAAAAGUUACGAAACAUGAACGAAGGAUCCUCAUUAUAGAUAUCGAACAAACAUCAUGCGAAGCUAUUGUAUUCGAAUUCUCUCGUAAAAACAAAAUAUUUGCACAUGAACAAAUGUAUUCUUAUACAGAUAAAGCAGGAUUAAGGGAUUUCGAAUGUGUGAUCGCCGAUUUGAUACAGAAACAGACAAAAACACCAAGCGAGCCAUAUUGGGAGUACAUUAGAUUGAAAGAAGCCGAAAAAGUCAUAAAACAAUUAAAUACAAAUACAGAAGCUUCAGGACACAUACUCGGAAUCCCAUAUAAAGUCACCCGCCAGCAAUUACAAGUAUCUUCUGUUGAAUAUUUGCAAAAUAUUUUCGAUAUGGUUGCAUCAAUCUUGAAAAUUGUGCCAAAUAUCGAAAUUGACCACGUAGAAGUUAUUGGUUGUGGAGCGCGCUUGUACACUGUCAGGAAAACUAUUUGCCAAGUCUUUGGAAAAAAUCGAGUUACAGUUGAUUCGGAGCCAGAGCAAGCAAUCUCAGUCGGACUUGCAAAUUUAGCAUUCCAAAAAAUCAAUAUUGAUACUGAGGUUCUUUAUCCUUUGAAUUUCGUCCAAGGAAAACAAAUUGCUCCUAUUAACCAAUCAAUUCCAUUCAAAACAGGUCUAGUGUCAGUAGAAAUACCACAUAACCUGAAUAUACCUGUUGGAGCGCCGUAUAUAGUGAUGUCAGCCAAUGUUACCGAGAAUACAAAAAUUUCAUGUAAUCCUUCCAGGAUUUAUAAGUUUAAAGACUCAUUAACGCCAAAUAAACGACCAUGGGUAAUAGAAACAAUGAUAUUUACCCAAUUCGUCGCCAAUUCUAUUCAAGUUAAUGAGAAAAUGCACCAAUUAAGAAGAUAUCUUGGAUUUAUGAUCGGAAAUUUCUCAACAGAUUUAGAAGUAUCCGAAGCUCUUAACACUGUUAUCAGUCCAGAAGAUAAAGAGCUAUUAGUUCGCGAAGUUUCCGAUCUAAAAGCUUAUUACGACAAAAUUAACGCAAAAGCUUCGAUGGAAGAAUUAUUUAAAAUGGAAGAAAAGGUAAAGAAUACAAUGAUGAUGGCGAAUAUGAAGAAAGAUAACCUUCUUUACCUUGAUACUUCAAUAGAAAAAUUUGUUACAAAAUGUAACAAAAUAACUGAAGAUAUAAAGAACAUGGUAGAGAUAUUCCAGACAUCUAUGACCGAUGAGACAGUUCAGGACUUACUUAGACCUCUUGUUGAAGCUCAGAUUUGGUUUGAUUUUCAUUACAGGCGACAGCGUUCGAUUCCUUCCGAAUUCAUGCCUCAAUUAUGGUGGUUUGAAGUAGAGAGAAAAAUCACCGGAAUCGAAGCUCAGUAUAAGGCUAAGUUUCGAAAAAUGACUGAUGAGUUUAAAGAUAAGAAAAUUAAGAAAUAA
Messenger RNA from Trichomonas vaginalis G3, 2013 nucleotides. Its product is annotated as ATP binding. Gene Ontology annotation, biological process: protein folding. The transcript has a single exon. Bases 1 to 2013 code for a protein of 670 amino acids. NCBI's taxonomy places the organism in Eukaryota, Parabasalia, Trichomonadida, Trichomonadidae. Gene Ontology annotation, molecular function: ATP binding; ATP-dependent protein folding chaperone. Gene Ontology annotation, cellular component: nucleus; cytosol. The record is from RefSeq and is a predicted model, not a curated record.